This is a messenger RNA of Ruditapes philippinarum (Manila clam), 1936 nucleotides long. Its product is annotated as baculoviral IAP repeat-containing protein 2-like. Gene Ontology annotation, molecular function: ubiquitin protein ligase activity; cysteine-type endopeptidase inhibitor activity involved in apoptotic process. The transcript has 6 exons. Gene Ontology annotation, cellular component: nucleus; cytoplasm. Gene Ontology annotation, biological process: negative regulation of apoptotic process; positive regulation of protein ubiquitination; regulation of cell cycle. Lineage: Eukaryota; Metazoa; Mollusca; Bivalvia; Venerida; Veneridae. The coding region runs from base 1 to 1737 and encodes 578 amino acids. The record is from RefSeq and is a predicted model, not a curated record.
AUGACAUCAAAUCAGCAGACGUCAUCAAAUCAUUCUACUUUAGUUGCGCAACAAACCACACCUGAGCACCAGACCCAAUCUGAGAACGAGCUUUCACAUGAAGAGCAGACGACACCAAAUGGAGAGACGCUUCCAGAGCAGCAGACGUCAUCUGAGAAGCACGCGACAUCUGAGGAGCAAGCGACAUUUGAGCAGCACGCGACAUUUGAACAGCAGUCAUCUGUGCAGCAGACGUUAUCCGAGCAACACAUCACAUCUGAACAGCAGACAUCAUGUGUGCAGCAGACUUCAUCUGAGCAACAGACAACAACACUUUCAUCAAACACAACAUAUAGUUUUGAACCUAUGAUGACAGUUAUUAACAAAAUAGCAGACGGACAACGAGUUCCGCCACGGACUACUAUGAAAUAUGAAAUGUUAAGAUUUAGCACCCUCCGAUCUUUCCCAAAAGAGAACAAACCUUAUAUUACCAGAUUGGCUGGUGCAGGAUUUUAUUACGCAAACGAAGGAGAUGAAGUCAUCUGCUAUUGUUGCGCGCGACGUAGAAGAAAUUGGACAGAAUUCGAAAAUCCUUUAGAAGUGCAUAGAGAAUUAAAUCCAAACUGCAGCUUCCUUAUUCGUAAUUCUGAAGUAAAUGUCUCAGUAAGACAAAGUAUUGAAAGUUCUACCGGAGAAUCUCACUCAAACCUUUCAACAAUUAAUAGAAGCCAGUCUAACGCCAAUUUUCGUAAUGAAUUAACGGAAGUAAAUGUGUCGUCUGCAGUUGAGACUGGAUCACAAAUUCAAACGAAUCAAAACUCUGAACACUCGUCUUUUGCAAGCAAUGUGAUUUCAUUAAGAGGAGGGAACCAGUCUGUUUCACUACUUCCUGUUGAUGUACAGCAAACGACUACAGAGAACCAAUCUUCAAAUAACUCAACAGCAUGUAAGGAUAAGUCUGUAUCGAAAAAGCAAACCGGAAGUGAAUCAAUUUCAACACAAGGAACUGAAGGCAUAGACAGAGGUUCCGGAAAUGCGUCUGCAGACAUAGAUAGACUGAUGCACACAAACGCUGCACAAAGCGUCUUGGAGAUGGGUUAUCAUCCUGACGUCAUUAGAAGAGCUAUCAGAAUGGUCCUGUCUUCAACAGGACAUGGAAUUUUAACAGCUACAAACCUACUCGAGAAAAUCUUUGAAAUCGAAGACUCUCAAUCUCAAGAAAAUUCUGCACCUGAGAAUGCAACAACACAGGAAACAAAAAGUUUAGGAAAUAGACAUGAAGACGCAACUCCUUCUCAAAACGCCUCUGGAGAAAAUGGUGCUGUUGCCAGGGGUAAUGAGAAACUGCUUAACAAUGGGUCGUCUGAGAACCAACCAGAAACUGCGACUCGUCAUAAUGAUGACGACAGAACAUUUGCUGCUAAGAAUGUAAAUGGCAAUAAAAGCCAAGCCAGACAACAGGACGUGUCAAGUAUGUCGUCAGGCGGAAGUAAACGGGCAAAUUUAAAGCAAACGACACGUGAAAGGCCCGCAAGCCUUGAUGCACAUAUUAGGGAGCAGAAAAGGCUAAAGGAGGAAAAUGAUAUGUUAAAACAACAAUGUUUAUGUACACAGUGUCAUGUUAAUGACGUCUGUAUCGUUUUCUUACCAUGCGGACACCUUGUCACGUGUGAAACAUGUGCACCUACUGUACGAUAUUGCACGGUGGCCACGUGUGGCAAAUAUAUUAGAGGUACCGUGCGCAGAAGCCUGGCUUAAAGAAUUUAAAGAAAGAAGGACGACUGAAUAGACAAUGUAUAUAUUCAUGAACGUAUCUUAAAGAAAAGGGAAACCAUUUUUACAAAAUAACAGUUUUGUAAACAUAAUUGUUAUUAUAUUUAAGAAUACCUUACCGUACUUAUCCAGUCUUGAAUUAAAAAUGAGUGAAACACCUCUGGUGUAUCAGGUGUGUUGUUAG